Messenger RNA from Phanerochaete carnosa HHB-10118-sp, 981 nucleotides. RefSeq lists its product as uncharacterized. The coding region runs from base 1 to 981 and encodes 326 amino acids. Gene Ontology annotation, molecular function: glutathione transferase activity. Gene Ontology annotation, cellular component: cytoplasm. The transcript is spliced from 8 exons. The record is from RefSeq and is a predicted model, not a curated record. Lineage: Eukaryota; Fungi; Basidiomycota; Agaricomycetes; Polyporales; Phanerochaetaceae.
AUGAGCACGGGUAGUGCGCUUCCGCAUCAGCACACGGCACUCGCGGGUCAGUCCGACGCGCGGAAGAUACCGGUGGAGUCGAACGGGUCGUUCAACAGGAAGCCCUCCACGUUUAGGAACUGGAUCUCUCCAGACGGCCAGUUUAAACCUGAAAAAGGACGCUACCAUCUCUACGUGUCGUACGGGUGCCCUUGGGCAACUCGUACUCUGAUUGUCCGGCAACUCAAGGGCCUCGAAGACAUCAUUCCGGUGACUGCCGUCUCGCCGCGCAUGGAUGCCAAUGGCUGGCCGUUCGCCAAUGUUGAUCCAUUCCCUGGGGCGGACUUGGACCCCCUCCACGGGGCCAGCCACCUCAAGGAGCUGUACCUCCGCGUGCAGCCCGACUAUGAGGGCAGGUUCACCGUCCCGCUCCUCUGGGACAAGCAGCAGCAUACAAUCGUGAACAACGAGAGCUCCGAGAUUGUUCGCAUAUUCAACAGCGCAUUCAACCAUCUCCUGCCCACCGAACAGGCCGCGCUCGACCUCUACCCCGAGUCCCUCCGCCCCGAGAUCGAUGCUCUCAACGAGUGGGUCUACGACACUGUCAACAAUGGAGUGUACAGGGCUGGCUUCGCCCAGACGCAAAAGGCAUACGAGGACGCGGUCCUCGCACUCUUUAGCUCGCUCGACCGCCUCGAGGGGAUUCUUACGGGCAAGGACUACCUCAUAGGCGAUCGACUGACCGAGGCAGACGUGCGCCUCUUCGUCACUAUCAUCCGCUUUGACGUCGCGUACCACACGCAAUUCAAGUGCAACAUCCGCAGCAUCCGCGCGGACUACCCCGCUCUUCACCGCUGGCUACGCAGGCUCUACUGGUCUGUCCCCGCGUUCAAGGACACGUGCAACUUCCAGCAUAUCAAGGGAGGAUACUAUAGCAUGAGCAAUAUCAAUCCGUUCAAGAUUGUCGCCAUAGGUCCGGUGCCGGAUAUCUUACCACUGUAG